AUGCAGGCAGAACUGCAAAAAGUGAUCAUCGGUCAGGAUGAGGUCAUCGAGCAGAUCUUUGCUGCCAUUUUCACGCGCGGACACUGCUUACUGGUGGGUGUGCCGGGUUUGGCGAAAACGCUCAUCGUUAGCACCCUAGCGAAGAUUCUGGAUGUGCAGUUUAAGCGGAUUCAAUUCACGCCCGACCUGAUGCCGUCGGACAUCACCGGCACCAACGUGCUGGAAGAAGACGAAAACCGCCGCCGCGAGUUUCGUUUUGUCGAAGGCCCGGUGUUCACCAACAUUCUGCUGGCCGACGAAAUCAACCGUACACCGCCGAAAACGCAGGCCGCAUUGCUGCAGGCCAUGCAAGAACGGCAGGUCUCCGUGGGCCAGAACACCUACAAUCUGCCCGAUCCGUUCUUCACCAUCGCUACGCAGAACCCUAUCGAGCAAGAGGGAACCUAUCCCCUGCCCGAGGCCCAGUUGGACCGGUUCAUGUUCAACAUCAAGGUCGAGUACCCGGCGCGGGAAGAAGAAGAGCAGAUUCUGGCGGCCACCACGCGAAACGAAAAGCCGGAAGUGAAGAAAGUGCUUUCGGCCAAGGCGAUUUUGAACCUGCAGAAGCUGGUCGGUUCGGUGGCCGUGAGCGAGUACAUCAUCAAGUACGUCACGUCGAUCGUUCGCGCCACACGGCCGCGGGACCCUUCGACGCCCGAGUUCAUGCGCGACCUGAUCGAAUGGGGCGCCGGUCCCCGUGCCGGACAGUAUUUGAUUCACGGCGGCAAGGCCAUCGCCGCCAUGGACGGCCGGUUUUCGGUCGCCAUCGAAGAUGUGAAGAAAAUCGCCGUCCCAGUGCUGCGUCACCGCAUUGCAACCAAUUUUCAAGCCCAAGCCGAAGGCGUCACCAACGAAGACGUCAUCGAGCGGCUGCUGAAGGAAAUCCCCGAGCCGGAGAUUCCAAAGUUCGGGUACGGCGAUUCGCGGAACGCCACAGAGGGCGUUCCCUGCAGAGAGAUGGCAGCCGUUGCGAUGUCGACUGCUGAAAAAUAUCUGAAGCCGGAGGUCAUCCGUCAGAUCGGGCGGCUCGAUCUUCGCGCGCAGUUCAUCGCCAAGGGGUUCAUGCAGGGCCUGCAUGCCAGCCCGUUCCAUGGCUUCUCGGUCGAGUUCAGCGAACACCGCAAGUACACCUCGGGCGACGACCCUCACGAUAUCGACUGGCAGGUCUACGCGCGGACCGACAAGUACUACAUCAAGAAGUUCGAGGCCGAGACGAACAUCACCGGUUACCUGGUAAUGGACCUGAGCCGAUCGAUGGCGUACACGUACGAGCAGCAGUUGUCGAAGUUCGACUAUGGUGUUUGCCUGGCUGCGGCGUUGUGUUACCUGAUGAUCCAUCAGCAAGACCCCGUGGGGUUGAUCACAUUCGACACGAAGAUUCGCGACUGCAUUCCUCCGCGUUCCCGCCGAUCGCAACUCGGGUCGCUGUUGGCGCUGUUGGCUAACUUGAAACCCACGGGCGAGACGGCCAUCGCCCACUGCAUGAAUCAACUGGCAGCCAUGCUGCAUCACCGCAGCCUGGUGAUGCUGUUCAGCGAUUUGCUGGAAGAGCCGGACGACGUGCUGAAAUCGCUGCAGCAGAUACGCUGUGCGGGCCACGACGUGAUUCUGUUUCAUAUUCUCGACGCGGCCGAGGUGCACUUUCCCUUCUCGGGCAUGGUCGAGUUCGAAGAGCCCGAAUCGAAAGAGACGCUGCGCAUCGACGCCGACAGCUUCAAGCGCGAUUACCUGGAAGAGCUGUUGGAGUUUCGCGAGAACUACCGCAAGAAGUGCUUCCAAAGCCGCAUCGACUACGUGCCGCUUGAUACGAGCAUGCAGUUCGACAAGGCCCUAACGGAGUAUCUGGUCAAUCGCGGCGCCGUUCUGGCGGGGGUUCCGAUCCUGCUGCACUUGAUCAUGCGGCAGAAGCCCCGGCAUUUGGAGUUCCCCGCGUUGCGGUUCAUCCGCCGACGGAAGGAAUCGAACCGACGCCGGAUGCGGUUGCGGCACCUGUUGCUCUUGCUGCUGCGAGUGGCAGCGAUUUGUCUCGUGGCGUUGGCUUUCGCGCGGCCUUCGAUCAAGUCGUCCGGCGGUAUCGCCAAUCAGGAAAUGCCGGUGGCCGCGGCGAUGGUGUUCGAAACCUCGCCCCGCAUGCAGUAUCGGCACGAGAAUCGAACGCGACUGGAACAAGCCCAACAGAUUGCCGAAGCCUUGUUGCCUCAGUUGCCGGCCGAAAGUGAAGUGGCGGUGUUCGAAUCCACUCCAGGUGCGGCUGUGUUUCAAGUCGACAUCGCGGCAGCUAAGCAGCGCAUCGAUCGUCUCGACAUCACCUGGCUGGGGCGUCCGCUGGAAAGUGCGAUCGUCGAAUGGAACGUGGGGAACUCAGAAGAGCUGACCCGCAUGCUCGAGCGGCUCAGCGAUGUGGGCAUCUACCUGGUCGACGUGUCGGUCGAGCAUCCGCAGAACUACGCCCUGGGCGAGUUGCGGCUGUCGAGCGAGACGCUUUCGAAGCGGAGCACGCUACGCAUUGAAAGUCGCGUCGAUCGCCAGGGCGAUGCUGGCAGGCGGAACGUCGAGCUGUUUAUCGGGCGACUCGGCAGCGAGCCCACGAAGCGGGGGCAACGGGAAGUCGAGGUCCCCGAAGAUGGCUCGCAACCGGUCGGCUUCCAGUUGGGUGGGCUCGACGAAGGUACGCACCAAGGGUUCGUCCGCAUGGUGGGGCAAGACGGCCUGGCCUUCGACGAUGUUCGCUACUUCACCGUUGACGUGCGGACGCCGUGGCGGGUGUUGAUUGCCGCCAAAGAGCCGGUUAAAGAGUCGGCCUUACUGCUCACGCAGGCGCUUGCGCCGGAGGGGUUCCAGAGUAUCGGCCAAUCGCGGUUCGUAACCGACGUGGUUUCCUGGGAUGCGUUGGCUUCGGCGCCGCUGGAGAACUACGCGGCGGUCUGCCUGCUCGAUCCCCCGCCGCUGCAAAACAACGUGUGGGCCGAGUUGGAAGCCUAUGCCAGCGGGGGUGGCGGUGUGGCAGUGAUUCUGGGGGCUGCAGCCCAUCCGGUCGAUCGCUUCAACUCGCCGGCGGCACUCUCGAUUCUGCCGGGCCCGCUGUUGCGACAAGGUCGUUGGCCCGAGGGCGAUUUGUACCUUUCACCGGGAAGUUAUCAACACCCGGUGCUGGCCAAGCUGCGGCCAAUGCAAGACUCGGUGCCCUGGGAGGCCUAUCCCGUCUAUCGCACGUGGCAAUUGGGCGACUUGCAAGAAGGUGCUUCGGAGGUGAUCGGCUUCAACAAGGGUGGCGCCGCGUUGUUCGAACGCCCCAUCGGUCGCGGACGCGUGAUGACGCUGGCCACUUCGCUGGUGUACGAGCCGGGGACCACCAACUGGAACGAACUGCUCGGGUUCGAGGCGUGGCCGUUCUUCGUGGUGACCAACGAAAUGAUGUUGUACCUGGUUGGCAGCACCGACAGUCAACUGAACUAUCUGCUGGGGCAGACGGCAUCGAUUCGCACCGGCGGGGACGAGCCGAUUUCGACCUUCGUGCUGACCAACCCCGAGGGCGAACGCUUCCGCCGGACGACCGACACACAAAGCCGCACGAUUGGGAUCACCGCCACCGAAUGGCCCGGGCAAUACCGCAUUCAGUCGGGAGGCACCCGCGAUGGCAUCGAUCAGGGCUUCAGCGUAAACAUCCCGCUGGAAGACAGCGACUUGCAGCGUAUCGAUCGUGAAGAACUGAAGACGAUUUUCGGCGAUCAUGAAUUUUUGACGGCCCGCAAUGAACAAGAGCUGGUGCGCGUGCAGGGUCAGGGUCGCGUGGGGCGGGAGUUGUUCGGCCUGUUGAUGGUGCUGGCGGCGCUGGUGUUGGGCGGUGAGCACUUUUUGGCCAACCGGCUUUUGCUGGUGAUCGUAAUCGCCGUCGCGCUGACGGCGGUGGUGAUCAUGCUGCGCCCUUCGCUCACCAGCACCACGCAGUUCCGCCGCCGGGUGUUGUUCGGGCUGCGGAUGACGGCCGUCGCCCUGGUGUUGCUGGCGAUGUUACGUCCGACGCUGGUGCAUACGUCGACCAAAAAGCAGUCGGCCACGUUGGUGGUGCUGUGCGACCAGUCGCGAAGCAUGUCGGUUUCCGACGCGGUGAAUAACCAAACCCGCUGGGAAGCACUCCGCGAGAUGCUCGAGCAAGCCAAGCCGACGCUCGAUGAGAUGAGCGAAGACCUGGAGAUCCAGAUCUAUACGUUCGACGACGCGCCGUAUGCCGUGGAGUGGAGUGCCGACGCGUUGGAACUGCCCGAGUCUCCCGAGGGGAAGCAAACGGCCAUCGGUUCGGUCGUGCAAGACGUGCUGCGGUUGGAAGAAGGUAAACGCCUGGCCGGCGUGAUCUUGCUCUCCGACGGAGCCCAACGAGCGUAUGCCCCACGCGAUGUGCCGGCGCAGUUGGUGGCCCGACAGCUUUUCGAUCGCGGAUACCCAUUGCAUACCGUCACCUUCGGGCAAGCCCGCGGGCUGGGUCAGGUGCGCGACGUUGCGUUGCGUGAGUUGCUGGUGAAUCAAACGGUGUUCGUGAAGAACCAGUUGGCCGUGGUGGGCAACGCCACCCUGGAGGGCUUCGCGGAGCAAGAAGUGCCGGUCGAACUGCUGUUCGAGACGGGCAAUGGAGAGAUGCGGCAGGUGGGCCGCACGACGUUGCGCCCUCGCGAGUCGGGCGAGCAGUUACGAAUCGAGCUCACACACGAACCACAACUCCCCGGCGAGUACAAAGUCACGCUCCGCUCGGUUCCGCAGCCGGGAGAACUGAUUGUGACGAACAACGAACUCAGCACGUUCGUCACGGUCCUCUCCGGUGGGUUGAAUGUGUUGUACCUCGAGGGUGCAUUGCGGCCCGAGCAGAAGUUCAUCCGGCAGUCUCUCGAUGCCUCGCCCGAUAUUCGCGUGGAUUAUUUGCGGAUCGAUGCCGAGGAGCCUUCGUCCCGCCCGACCGAUUUGGCCGAACGCUUCACGCCGGGAAAGUACGACGUGUACUUGAUCGGCGACCUGGAUGCUCAGGCGUUGACCACCGAAGAGCUGGAACAGCUGCGCGAAACCGUGGGACAAGGGGCGGGGCUGAUGAUGCUCGGCGGCAUCCAUAGUUUUGGAGCCGGGCAAUACGCGCGAACUCCUCUGGCCGACGUGCUGCCGAUUCGAAUGGACCCGUUGGAACGGCAACCGUUCGAUGAGCCGAUUCGGGCCGAUUUGCAUUUGCCCACCGAGCCGAAGGUGCUGCCCACGACGAUGGGUGAACGGCACUUCGUGAUGCUGCUCGACACGCCAUCGAAAAAUGAAAGUGUAUGGCGGGCGCUGCCGGCCCUCGACGGAGCGAACCGCUUCGUUGCCCUACAACCGCGAGCGUUGGUGCUGGCCGAAAGUGAAAACGGUGCACCGCUAUUGGUGGCCGGCGACUACGGUAAGGGCCGCACGAUGGCGUUCGCCGGCGACUCGACCUGGCAAUGGCGCAUGCAUGGCUUCGAUGCCGCACAUCGGCGGUUCUGGCGACAGGCCAUUCUUUGGUUGGCCCAUCAGGAAGACAAACAGGAAGGCAACGUAUGGGUGAAGCUGCCCCGCCGCCGUUUCGCACCCGGCGAAAGAGUCGAAGUCACGGUGGGGGCACAAACUUCCGAAGGCACGCCGAACACCGAUGCGACAUUCGAUGUGCAGAUAACCGCCCCGGACGAAGAACAAUUCAACUUGCCCGUUUAUGCCGAGAACGAAGCGAAACAGGGUUCGUUCGCCGAAGGGCGAGCGCCGGGCGAUUACAUGGUUUCGGUCACGGCCACGUCGGCAGCGGGUGAAUCCCUAGGCGAGGCUCAAGCGCGGUUCCUGGUGUGGGAUAAAGAUCUCGAACUCGAUAACCCAGCGGCCGACGCCGGCAUGAUGACUAAUCUGGCAGCAACUGCCGGCGGAGAAAGCGUUUCGCUCGAGGAGUUCACUAGCCUGCUGGAACGCAUCCGCAAUCAGCCGCUGAACCUGGACGUGGAAGUGCUCACCAAGGUCGAUCUAUGGGACGGCUGGCCGCUGUUCUUCCUGAUGACCGGCUGCUUGAUGACCGAGUGGUACCUGCGAAAGCGCUGGGGCUUGGUGUAG
Messenger RNA from Cladocopium goreaui, 6129 nucleotides. The record is from the annotation of a GenBank genome assembly. Lineage: Eukaryota; Dinophyceae; Suessiales; Symbiodiniaceae.